CCCAGCGGUUCGCUCUGGAGAAGCCUCUUGGAUUACAAAAGACAAAGAGGAGAAGAGCCUCUUUUUCCACUGCCACCCCUCUGCUAGAAGGGCCAGCUGGGCUCCAGGGUCCUUCCCCAAGCGCCUGCCCAGCGAGCAGCCACAUCUCUUGGUCCAGAUCGGUCCACCGUCCUGCAGCCUCGGUUGAGCAAGGAUGGCCAAUGGAGGUCUCCAGAUGCUGGGCUUCAUCCUGGCCUUCAUCGGCUGGAUCGGCAUCGUGGUCAGCACGGCCAUGCCCCAGUGGAAAAUCUCCUCCUACGCGGCGGACAACAUUGUCACUGCCCAGGCCAUCUACGAGGGCCUCUGGAUGUCCUGCGUCAUGCAGAGCACUGGGCAGAUGCAGUGCAAGGUCUUUGACUCCCUGCUCAAGUUGGCAGGCAGUUUGCAAGCAACCCGAGCCUUGAUGGUGGUCAGCAUCCUCUUGGGCCUCAUUGGAUCUUUUGUCACUAUGAUCGGUAUGAAAUGCAUGAAGUGCUUGGAACAGGAUGAGGUGAAGAAGACAAGGAUGGCCAUCCUUGGAGGUGUCAUCUUCCUUAUCUCAGGCUUUGCUGCCUUGGUGGCUACCUCCUGGUAUGGAAAUGGCGUCGCCCAGGACUUUUUCAACCCGUACACACCUGUCAACACCAGGUUUGAAUUCGGCCAGGCACUCUUCAUCGGCUGGGCAGCCUCCUCCCUGACCAUCUUGGGCAGCGCCUUUCUCUUCUGCUCGUGCCCCCGGCGAGAGACCUCCUACCCACCAACUCGGCCGUACCCCAAGCCCGUCCCCUCUGCCGGGAAGGAUUAUGUAUAAUGUGGCGGGGGAGGAAGACGCGAGACGCCGGCAUCGGAUGACCCCCGGGGACACUGCUUUACUCCUGUCCUGUGCUGGGCAGAGCGAUCCUGCUUUGGCAUGCCGCCCUUGCCCACCCUCCCCUCAGUGAACUGUGCCUGUUUGUAGCCCCGUAUCCAUUUCUGUUCCUGGCCAGGCUGCGGGUCCCGCUCUCCUGCCUGAUAGGAAAGCCAAGGAGGGGAUUCACCCUGAAAUCAAGCACACAGACAUUGGGAAGACCCACCUCCCUCGGUGGGGAGGAAAGGCGAGGCAGCCAUCCCCAUUUGGCCCCGUUGUCUCCCCUUCUCCAGUCCCUUAAUACCUGCUCCACUCUCUUUGCACCCUUUUGAUAGAUUUCUCUGCAGGCAUCAGAAGACCCCCGUGUGUCCAAGGACGAGAGGUUCCAAUGUCCUGGAGAAAGGGCUGCUUGGAGAGCCCUGUCCCAUGCGUGGAUGUGCUGAGCUUCCCUCCCUCCCCAUAGACUCCAAAUGCAGACCACUGUGAGGAGCAGAGCACAGGGAUUCCAGCAGCAUGACCCCCAGCAGCGUGGGUGGGAGUGUGCAAAGUUGUUAAACGCAGAGCGAAGCGCAACCCCUCAAGGUUCAGGUUGCCAGGACGCUUUGGCUCCGAAGGCCAAGAGAGGGCAAAGGUGUUUCUGGUUGGGCUUCUAUACUGAACUUUGCAGGGGCCCCAGAGAUUCCCCAUUGCCUUUUUCAAUUGCCCCGUGCCUGUGUUUCCCCCACCACUUCCUCUACUUUUUGUUCUUUUUCACAGCCACUUGGUUAAGGAGGAAAAGAGAGAAUCAGUGCAAAAUGUAGUUUGGGGUAGGAGUGCUCGGGACACUUCACUAAGAAGCAGUGUGCAUGCACAGAUGUGCUCUUACAUGCCCAAGCACACACAUCCCAUUCCAUGUGCAAAAGCAGCUUGGUCUGUUCACCAGCAGUUUGCCACAAUUGUGCCUGCAUCAUGUGCAAGUGACUGUGGCCCAUCCCCUAGCCUUGAGGGCCAUCAGGAGGCCAAACAUGUUGAUUAGGGUGGGAAUAGCUUGGUGGGGGGGCAAUUGGAAGGAAGCUCAGGAAGCAUGGCCAGUGGCACCCUUGAUUUCCUAGCGCCCCCCCCCCCACAAUUUGACCAGCUGCUGUAGCCCCAGCCCCAAAUCUGUGCAAGUACAGCAUGACUGGAGAACCAAAUAGGGUGGGGAAAUCUGGCCAGCUGGUCUACAGAUCCAUUAACUGCUUCUUCCCUGCAGCUGGUGGGAAGAGAUCUACUGCAUAACACAGAGAGAGACACAGAGGUUACUCCCACCACCACCACCACCACAGACUCAAAGCACCCAGGCCAUUUCGUUACCCUGCUCUCAAAGCCUGAAACGGACAUGAGCCUCCCCAGCUCUAGGGCAUCCAGAAGUGUUGGAUUGCAGCCUCCCAGUGCAAAACAUCUGGAGCGCAAGCCAACGGGGGAAAAGACAGAGGGAAAAAACCUUUGAAAAAUCUCCAGGGGUCGAAGUGGAAGGAAGAAAGCCCGUUUUCCCUAUCACAAGGUCCCCCUGCAGUAAACAGGAAUAUUUCUACCUCUUUUGCCACAGAAAUGGGCUGUGAAAAACUUGCUGCCAGGUGGACACCCCCCACCCACUCUGAGGCGGGCCCCAAUUUUUCACUCUGCCCUGAACCUCACUUGUGGUUGUGAUUGAUUAAGUCUGCAAAGCUACAAACACUUACUCAGGAGUAGGCCUCACCAGUCUUAGGGCACCGCAGAGCAAACCUGCACAGGAUCCACCUGGCUUCUCUCUUGGCUGAAAUGCCUCCCUUGUGGGUGAACCAUUUUUCCACUUCGUUCAGUUUAACACAGGGGCAUCUGUGCCCAUUGGCUAAACUUCCCUGGGGUGGGAUGGGGACACAAUUCUGUGAGAAAAAUUGUAUGAAGUAUUAACUGUUUUCA
Candoia aspera is the source of this 2785-nucleotide messenger RNA. RefSeq names its product claudin 1 (gene CLDN1). The record is from RefSeq and is a predicted model, not a curated record. Gene Ontology annotation, cellular component: plasma membrane; bicellular tight junction. Gene Ontology annotation, molecular function: structural molecule activity. The transcript is spliced from 4 exons. Gene Ontology annotation, biological process: bicellular tight junction assembly; cell adhesion. Bases 194 to 829 code for a protein of 211 amino acids. NCBI's taxonomy places the organism in Eukaryota, Metazoa, Chordata, Lepidosauria, Squamata, Candoiidae.